Molecule: messenger RNA, 1482 nt
Organism: Paraglomus brasilianum
Lineage: Eukaryota; Fungi; Glomeromycota; Glomeromycetes; Paraglomerales; Paraglomeraceae
Source: the annotation of a GenBank genome assembly
AUGUCAAACUUGCAGGGACCUAAUGCUUUUGCAGACGAUGGGAGGACCGCCAUCGAGCGCGUCACGGAAGUUCAGAGCCAUAAACUUGCCGAUAAUGAGCAUGAAUUAGAAAACGUAUACGAAAUAGAAAGGGUCGUUACUACUAUACUCGAUUUUGGGUAUGAAAAAAUAGCUCUUCAAUUUCCCGACGAACUGUUAGCGGAUUCGACACAAGUCGCGACGGCUCUGAAAAAGAGGACAGGAAGAGAUAUAUACAUUCUUGCUGAUACUUCGUAUGGCAGUUGUUGUGUGGAUGAAAUAGCUGCUCAGCACGUGAAUGCUGAUUUCAUAGUUCAUUACGGUCGGUCUUGUCUGAGUCGGACAACGCGAUUACCAGUCUUGUAUGUAUUCGGCAAGAAAACGAUAGAUGUUAGUCAUUGUCAUGAAGCUUUCAAUCAGCUUUUCGGUCAUAAUAAAGAACAGCCAAUACUUGUAAUGUACGAUGUUAUGUACGCUCAUUGCAUAGAAGAUUUUGUUCAACAAGUACAAGAAAGUAAUUACACAAAUAUAAUAAGAUCUUUCGUAAGGACAGAAACCAAUUUAAUACCACUCAAGGAAACUGACGAAGGUCAACAAACAGAGGCGUUUACCAGUGGGCGACAUUAUACGUUGCCAGAUGGCAUAACUAUUGAGGAUUGUAGAGUGUUUUACAUUGGAGAUGAGAGUUUAACAUUGACAAACUUAAUUAUGACACUUAACAAAUGCAAGUUCUAUACGUAUAACCCGAAGACGCGCGCUGGUCGGCAAGAAACAUUCCAAGUGAACAAAGCUCUAAUGAAAAGAUUCUACUUGAUUCAAAAAGCAAAAGAUGCAAACGUAAUUGGCAUUGUUGUCGGUACCUUGGGAAUUGCAUCAUACAUGACAAUACUUUCACGAUUGAAGAAUUUGAUCAGAAGGACUGGCAGGAGAUCGUAUACGUUUGCCAUGGGCAAACUUAACAUAGCUAAAAUGGCCAAUUUUAUGGAGAUUGAUUGUUAUGUCCUUGUUGCAUGUCCUGAGAACAGUUUAAUUGAUUCAAAGGAAUUUUAUCGUCCAAUAGUAACGCCGUUUGAAUUGGAAAUAGCUUUAGACAGGUCGAAAGAGUGGACCGGUGAAUAUAUCACCGAUUUCCAGCAGCUAUUAUCAGUCUCACACCAGGAGGCAAAUGAUGAAUUGCAAGAGCUCUUUGACGAUGAUGAACCGCAUUACUCAUUGGUCACAGGCGAGCUCAGGCAGGGAAGGAGAUAUGACACCCAAAACCAUGAGUUUUCAUCUGGAUCAACCACACUUGUGUUGAGAAAUAAAGAUACUUCUGUAUCCAAUGUUUUAACCAGCGCUGCAGGGGAAUUCUUCGCUUCAAGGACGUUCAGAGGAUUAGAACAGCGCAUCGGAGAGACAGAAGUGUCUUAUGCUGAAGAAGGGCGUUUAGGAACUGCAAGGCGAUAUGAUGACGAAGAUAUAUGA